Mastomys coucha (southern multimammate mouse) is the source of this 3465-nucleotide messenger RNA. It is a transcript of the gene Ccr3, whose product is annotated as C-C motif chemokine receptor 3. The transcript is spliced from 2 exons. Gene Ontology annotation, cellular component: membrane; cytoplasm. Gene Ontology annotation, molecular function: C-C chemokine receptor activity. The coding region runs from base 434 to 1513 and encodes 359 amino acids. The record is from RefSeq and is a predicted model, not a curated record. NCBI's taxonomy places the organism in Eukaryota, Metazoa, Chordata, Mammalia, Rodentia, Muridae. Gene Ontology annotation, biological process: immune response; G protein-coupled receptor signaling pathway; inflammatory response.
AGAGUCAAUGAUUAUUGGGAAGUUGUUACCCAUACCUCACAUAAAAAGUGAGCAGUGCCAAAUGGAUGAAGAGCCUGUAAGAUAGUUGCUGAGUGUCAGCAGUAUCCAUUCGUAAAUAAUUCAACUGAGAGCCAAGUAUCUGCAGUAAAUAACAAAACGGAAGAACUGUAACAAGUUGGUAUCUCUGAGAACUUGCAAAACCUGAGAAGCUAGCCUGUUUAAAACAGGAAGCUAUGCUGUUUACUACCUGACUGGUGUAUGUGAUCAAAUGUUAUCUCUGUUUCAUUAGCAGUGAAACCUAAGUUACUACUGGACUCAUAAAGGACUUAGCAAAAAUCACCAGGUAUUGUUUUUUCUUUUUAUUCUCUUUUGGACAAGGACAUAUUGAAAUUCAACAGAUGUUUCUUAGAAGAUAUUUCCAGAGACAAAUAGAAUGGAAUUCAACACAGAUGAAAUCAAGACUGUGAUUGAAAGCUUUGAGACCACACCCUAUGAAUAUGAGUGGGCACCACCCUGUGAAAAAGUCAGCAUCAAAGAGCUGGGGUCAUGGCUCCUGCCUCCACUGUACUCCCUGGUGUUCAUCAUCGGCCUCCUGGGCAACAUGAUGGUUGUGUUGAUCCUCAUAAAGUACAGGAAACUUCAAAUUAUGACUAAUAUCUACCUGUUCAACUUGGCAAUUUCUGACCUGCUCUUUCUUUUCACUGUCCCAUUCUGGAUUCACUAUGUUCUGUGGAAUGAGUGGGGUUUUGGCCAUUACAUGUGUAAAAUGCUCUCUGGGUUUUAUUACCUGGCUUUGUAUAGCGAGAUCUUUUUCAUCAUCCUGCUGACAAUUGACAGAUACCUGGCUAUAGUCCAUGCUGUGUUUGCCCUUCGAGCGCGAACUGUGACUUUUGCUACUAUCACCAGCAUCAUCACCUGGGGCCUGGCAGGACUGGCAGCAUUGCCCGAAUUUAUCUUCCAUGAGUCCCAAGACAACUUUGGAGAGCUUUCCUGCAGUCCUCGCUACCCAGAGGGCGAAGAAGACAGCUGGAAGCGUUUCCAUGCUCUAAGAAUGAAUAUCUUUGGUCUAGCUCUUCCUCUCCUCAUUAUGGUUAUCUGCUACUCAGGAAUCAUUAAAACUCUGCUGAGAUGCCCCAAUAAAAAAAAACACAAGGCCAUCCGGCUUAUUUUUGUUGUUAUGAUAGUCUUUUUUAUUUUUUGGACCCCGUACAACCUGGUUCUCCUUUUUUCUGCUUUUCAGAGCACAUUUUUGGAGACCAGCUGUCAGCAGAGUAAACACCUGGACCUGGCCAUGCAGGUGACUGAGGUGAUUACGCACACCCACUGCUGUAUUAAUCCGGUCAUCUAUGCCUUUGUUGGUGAGAGGUUCCGGAAACACCUUCGGCUCUUUUUCCACAGACAUGUUGCAAUCUACCUGGGAAAAUAUAUUCCAUUUCUUCCUGGUGAGAAAAUGGAAAGAACAAGCUCUGUCUCCCCAUCAACUGGAGAGCAAGAAAUCUCUGUGGUGUUUUAGUUGGGCAGAGAAAACUGUCUGUCAUUCCAUGGACUGAAAGAUGAAGCAAACACAUUAAGUCAGUCGCAAUGACCUCUUACUCAAUCACUUGUACUUUCCAUGCAACACUGAUGCUCUCAAAGACCUGAAAACACACAUAAUGACUGCAGAAUAUUGUCAAGUACUCCGAGGUCAUUACUAGCUGGCCAGUUGACAAUUGAUCAAACAUGAAAAGGACAGCUUUUCUUGAUUCUCUAAAGAGUUACAAAUGUUCUGAUUCACUUAAAUGUUAAAUAAUCCAUUCAGGACAAUUAGGAAGAAAUAUUUAAACUUCUACUUUAGCCAUUUUUUGACAUUAGUGAAAUGUUUCACAAAAUACAUUUACUUCAUUUCCUAACAUAAGUGUGUUUUUUUUUCUUCUUGAUGAAUGGCUUUCUUUUUCCUCUUUUUUUUUUAAAUUAUUAUUUGUAUAUGGACUAUUGUUCUUGCAGGAGACUGGAUGUUAUAUCUUGUUUAAUUUUUCUUAAAUGUCAAAUGAAAUCAUAUUUCCUAUUAGUGACUGAGAGCAUCUUGGAAGGAACACAUUGUCCUCCUAAGUGCCAGUUUUAUGUUGAAAAAUAGUCUGGGGCCAUCUGUAUUGAGAAGUCCAGGUGUGGUGCUGUCGUUAAUUCUUCCUAGAUUUGACAUCAUAAGUACCUGGAGGAUAUAUUGACACAUGGACAGAUGACUCCUACUAUAGGAGAAGAGUAGAAAUUUGGAGAUAGACAUCAAGAUUAACAGAUAAAGUAAUACUGGAAACCCCUUUUAACCUGCCCUCACAUACCAAAUAGAGGAUGUACAAGAAAUGCCUAUGACAUCACACAGAGAGAAGUUGACACUAUGCAAAUAAGCCAUGAAUAAUAAGAAGUCGUAUGAUACAAUACUUUUAGGUGUCUUGUCUUUUCCCAGAUCAUUAGCCUACUUCUAUUCUCAGUAAUAUCUUUUUAUCUUUCUUAAUAAACUGCCUGUAUGUCUAUCAUUAUCUAUAUGUUCAUUAUUCUGGCACACAAGACCCUAGAAGUCUCAGGAUGUGUGCUCUGGAUUCAAAUGUGCACUUACAACAGCACUUCAGCACUUAUGAUUCAUGUUUGAAGUGAGGCCUGAGCAUCAACAAUAGGUUCCCAGGUGAUGGCCAUGAUACUUGUCCCAAGAUCACACUUUUAGAAUUGUGUUGUAACUGUGAUGCUUUCAGAGACUCAGCAAUUGAAACUGAGGAGUUCAUAAGUGUUGUAGGAAAAUAUGAGCCCUUUAGAUGUUUAUGAUAAGGUUAUAUGCCAUUAUGGUCAGCUAAUAAGAUAUGAUAGUCUAUCUGAAACAUUAUUGAGUUUUUCUUGAGUGUAUGUAUUUAGUACUCUGAACUAGAAGUUGUGAGAGACACAAAGAUUAAAGAGGAAAAAAAUGGAGUGGCUAUGGCUCAGGUCCCUUUCUCUCAUUCCUUUUCUUCUCCUGAUUAUAGCUUCUUGGGGAUGUAACUUCUAAGCUUUUACUUAACUUGUGUUUGUAAUAUGGCACUUUUCUUUUGGGUAUAACAUAGUCAUCUCAUGAUUAUUUUGAAGUAGAGAUUACCUUGGUCUAGUAACCAUGACAACUAUUUGAGCAGAACAAUAUAUAGGUAAGUAGUGAUGCUAUUGGAGAUACUGAUACUCCAUAGUAGAAGGAAAUAUGGGGUCACAUAGUACCCUCAUCUUGUAUUCCAACCAUUAUUCUGUCCUGCUACAACUUGCAUGUGAUCUUGGGAGAUGAUAAAGAUAUAUAAGAUUGGAAGAGUUAUUUCAAAGUGUGACUCCAUGAUUGCAUUUUCAUGAGGUCACUAUCCAUAAUGGGAUGGAAUUUUGUGAUGAGACAGCUGUUUGAGGGUAAUUCGUUCUUUUAAGUAUCCCUUCAUUAAUGCUCUGUAAGUAGGUUCAAUAAACUCAUUGGUUUGCUAAGUUGAA